Molecule: messenger RNA, 1542 nt
Organism: Ramularia collo-cygni
Lineage: Eukaryota; Fungi; Ascomycota; Dothideomycetes; Mycosphaerellales; Mycosphaerellaceae
Product: related to cell division cycle 37 protein, CDC37
Exons: 1
Coding region: 1-1542 (513 amino acids)
Biological process (GO): protein folding; protein stabilization
Cellular component (GO): cytoplasm
Molecular function (GO): heat shock protein binding; protein-folding chaperone binding; protein kinase binding
Source: RefSeq, a predicted model, not a curated record
AUGCCCGUCGACUACAGUAAAUGGGAUGCCUUGGAGCUGUCCGACGACAGCGACAUCGAAGUGCACCCCAACGUCGACAAGCGAUCCUUCAUCCGCGCCAAGCAGACCCAGAUCCACCAGCAGCGCAUCGACCGCAAACACCGCAUCACCACCCUGGCCUAUGAGCGCGGGAUCAACGAUGGUCUCCUCCUGCGCAUUGACGCCCUUCUCAAAGCCCUCGAGACCCAUCAGACGGAGAUCCAAGGCCGCAAAGACGCCGACAGCAUCGAUGAGGUCGUCUUUGAUGCCCUCAUGGAAGUCACCGACGACACCAGUCUGGGUCCCGACAUGCCCCCCUCGCCGCCCAAGGGAGUACACGCGGGCCAGGAGCAGCCGAGUUACAGCAAGAUGAUGGGAGCCUUGGUCGAUCAGGUCAAAUCCGAGGUGAACAAGAGCGGCGACGAGGGCCCGGCGAGGUACGCUGCAUUCAUCCGGGAGGUGGGCAACCACGAAAAGAAGGUCAAGGAUCUCCAGGUCAACCUCGACGCGGAAGUGCUGCGAUUGGAAAAGGAAGAAGGCGGCAAGAUCACGAGCGAGAAUAUCCGCGAUGGUUUCAACAGCUCACAUGUACCCAAGGCUGCCCCCGCUCCAGCAGCAGCGGCGGCCACAAAGUCCACCAAGACCGAGCUGCUCAACAAACCGACGCUUGGUACGGGCUCCGAUGCGGAUGUCGAAGAAGGAUCGGUGGAUCAGGCGCCGGGCGAGGAUGAUGAAAACAUGUCAGCCUCACCCACAGCCAAACAGUUUGGGAAAAUCGCAUACGGAGACUACAAGGCAUCAUUACAAUUCAUUGGUACACAUCCGGAGAUUCUGGCGGAAAAGGAGACGGACGGUCUCCUCGUCGAGGCCUUUGAAGCCCAGUCCAGCGCCAAGAAUAAAAAGGACGAGGACUACGCCCGACAGUGUGUUCACCAAGCCCUACUGUUGCAGUAUUGCCGACAACUCGGCAGAGAUGGCGUCGGUCUCUUCUUCCAGCGUGUGCAGACACCCAAUCAUCAGGCGAGAAAGCUGUUCCUCGACGACGUCACCUCCACAUACGCACGGAUCCGCAGCAGAACCGCCGAGCUUGCGAAAGAAGCGGCCGAGAAUGAUAACGGAGAGAAAGAGCUCAUUCAACUCCACGCGGUGGAUCCAAACACCACCAUCAACAUCCAGACCCCGCCUCCACUCGAUCAGUGUCAGACCGAGGACGAGACCGAGUCGAGGAAGAUCUUUGACACCUUCCCGCCAGGACUGCAGAGAGCGCUGCAGAGCGGGAGCUUGGAGGAGGUCAACAAGAUCCUGGCCAAGAUGAGUGUGGAGGAGGCCGAGAUUGUAGUGGAGCAGCUGGGCAAUGGAGGCAUGCUCAGUCUGGAAGAGGGUGUGAUUGAUGCUACCACCGAUGAGGGCAGGAAGACUGUCGAGGAGAUUGAGCGGAAUCACCGCAUGCCCGGAGAGGCGGCUGAUGAGACGCCGCGAGGGAGGGUCAUGGAAGAGUUGACCGACGACCCGGGCAUGGAUUGA